AGCUCGAAUGCGGAAGUGGUGUCCUUCGGCUCCUUUCACUCGCACUGACACGCAUUCAACUACCAGUGAGGCUUCUAUUCGCCUUCUCUUCCCCCAAGACGUGCUGGUUCACAUUUUCAGGGCCAGCGUGUCUGGUUUAUGAUCGGCCGUUUGGUGAAUAACGUAGCGCAGAGGGUGCCGAGCCUUUUGUACCGGGUGUGUGUGAUGAAGAAGCCGCAGGUUGUGUUCGUCCUGGGCGGGCCUGGCGCCGGCAAAGGGACCCAAUGCGCCAAAAUCGUCGAGAACUACAACUACACUCAUCUGUCAGCUGGAGACCUACUGAGGGCAGAGCGGGCCAGAGAGGGAUCGGAGUUUGGAGUUCUCAUCGCCAACUUCAUCAAGGAAGGCAAAAUUGUCCCUGUGGAGAUCACCAUCAACUUACUUAGAAUGGCAAUGGAAGAGACCAUGAAUAAAGAUGAACAAAAGUUCAGCUUCCUCAUAGAUGGCUUCCCCCGCAAUGAGGACAACCUUCAGGGUUGGAACAAUGUCAUGGAUGGAAAAGCAGAUGUCAAGUUUGUGCUUUUCUUUGACUGCAGCAAUGAGGUUUGCAUCAAUAGAUGUUUAGAACGAGGGAAGAAUAGCAGGCGCACAGAUGACAACAGAGAAAGCUUGGAGAAACGAAUCCAAACGUACCUGCAGUCCACACGACCGAUUAUUGAGCUGUACGAGAAGCAAGGCAAGGUCCGCUGUGUGGAUGCCUCUCACUCUGUGAAUGAGAAAAGCAGCAAUGCGGUUCCUUGUCAACUUCUCAUGAAUGUUGGCAGCUUCACUGGUGAAAAUGGGGCUUGUCUGGAGUUUUACACAUAAAGGCAGUUUUCACGUUGGUUUGCUAAAGGCAAAAAAGGUCUUUGCUGACGUGAAAUGCAUCUUUGACAAAGAGGGUUGACUUCUCUCCUGCUGUCAGCAGCACUUAUUUUUACUCUUUUUAGUUUUUCUUUUUAUCACCUGACAAUGCAUCUUGAUAACCGUAAUAUUUAUAUGUGCGUUCAUAUGACUUUAUACUUUCGGUUACUUUGUGUUUUUCUUUCUCUUGUAAAAUCUGAGCUGUUUUUGUUGUUGUGCACAAUGUGUAGGGUGGCAAUGAAUAAUGAAAAGCUCAUAGGGAAUGACAUUGACUCAUCUGCGUUGUCUUCCAUCAUAGUUUGGAGCGCUGUCUAUAGGAACAAAUUGUACUAUUAAUGAGGAGACAUACUUCGUUAAGUCAGAAAUGGUAUCACUGAUGUCUUUACAAUAAUUAUCUUAUACUUGUUGGAAGCAGCUGCCAUGUGUUUCAGACCAAAACGUCAAAAGUUGUGACGAGAGAAGCUGGAAUUGUUUCCAAGUGAAAUGCAUAAUUAUCCUGCCUUACAUUAUGUAUCACAACCAUGACCGGACGGCUCUGAUGAAGUAGGGCUUUUCACGCUGAGUACUGUACUUAGUAGAUGUUCUGUGAAAAUGAUCAGAACCACUCAAUGUACUUCUUCAUACCCAUACCUCCUGAGAUCAUACAAGUGUGUCUGUAUCUGCAGAAGAUAAAAACAACUAUAAAAAUG
Messenger RNA from Phyllopteryx taeniolatus (common seadragon), 1571 nucleotides. It is a transcript of the gene cmpk1, whose product is annotated as cytidylate kinase. The record is from RefSeq and is a predicted model, not a curated record. Gene Ontology annotation, cellular component: cytoplasm; nucleus. The transcript has 7 exons. Lineage: Eukaryota; Metazoa; Chordata; Actinopteri; Syngnathiformes; Syngnathidae. The coding region runs from base 139 to 846 and encodes 235 amino acids. Gene Ontology annotation, biological process: UDP biosynthetic process; CDP biosynthetic process; 'de novo' pyrimidine nucleobase biosynthetic process. Gene Ontology annotation, molecular function: ATP binding; UMP kinase activity.